AUUGUAUCUCCACUUGCCGUGGCGGACUUGAUGAGCGGGGUCGCUAAGUGCGGGCCGUGUCAAACGAUCGUCCGCUAUUUCUUUGCUCCUCUCGAGUACUUCUUCGUUUGGCUCUUGGUGCCUAACUACAAUCAUCUUCUCCGGCGCAUUUCCACGAGAGCAAGUCAACAGACGGACAAACAGAUACCCAGAAAGACCCAGCCCGCGUCGAAACCGUCGGACCGUUCGAAAUGGUCACCGAGCCAGAGGCGCAGGCUGUGGGGACAAGCUCUCCUCCGCUGGUGCAAGGUAAUCCUGGUACCAUGCUUGCCGUCGAUGAUGAUGCUGUUCACCAGGAUGAAGAUGAUGCCGACUCAACAAUCGGACUUGACAACGCUAGCGACACCGCCUCUCUGUCGUCUAGCAUCAUGGCCUAUCGCCAGGAGAAUGGCCGGACGUACCAUGCAUACAAGGAUGGCGUUUACGUCCUUCCUAAUGAUGAGACCGAGAACGAGCGAUUAGAUCUGCAGCACAACUUGUUGCUCCUGACCUUUGGCGGACUUCACUGUGCCACAUUAGACAAGCCUCCCCGUCGCGUGCUUGAUGCCGGCUGUGCCGACGAGCACCCCGAAUGCCAGGUAACAGGGAUCGAUCUCAGCCCUAUUCAACCGCCAUUUGUGCCUCCCAACGUUAGCUUUUUCGUGGAUGACCUAGAGGACGAAUGGAACUUUAGCAGCAAGUUUGACUUCAUUUUCUCUCGCUUCAUGACGGGCUCCAUCCGAAACUGGCCCAAGUACCUGAAGCAAUGCUACGAUUCCCUGGAACCUGGUGGUAUACUCGAGCUUAUGGAUAUCAUAUAUCCUCUCGAAUCCGAUGAUGGUACGCUCAAGGAGGAGCACCCCUCGUACAAGUGGUCCGUACUGCUACAAGAAGGCUUUGCAGGCGGCGGGCAUCCGCUCAACACCGCCCUCAGCUAUAAGGACUGGCUUCCAGAAGCUGGCUUUGUGGACGUCGUUGAAGUAAAGGAGAAGUGGCCUCUUAAUACCUGGGCUAAAGACCCCAAGUAUAAACAAAUCGGCCAAUGGACGCAUGAAAAUGGCAUGCUGGCCUUGGAACCUUUAAGCCUGGCUAUAUUCACACGCCCAAAGAGUGCAGGCGGGCUAGGCUGGAAUGUUGAAGAAUUACAGCUUCUUCUGAGCGGAGUCAGGAAAGACUUCAAGAAUCUGGGCAUCCAUUCGUACUGGCCGGUGUAUUCGGUAUACGCCAAGAAGCCUGAGUAACGAAAAUUUCUUCUCUAGGUUAUCAGUGCAUUGGGGAUUUGGAGGCGGCUAUUUGCAUAUCGAUUUCAGACUGAAAGCGCGCACACUUGAUUCUUAGUAGUCCAAUGCGAUUCGGCAUUUUUCUCGACAUUUUACCAUCUUGAAUUGAAUAUUUGGAAUUGUGCUUGGUUUAUGAGUUAUGAAUUAUCUCGGUAUUAAUCAAAUCAAUGAAUUCCCUAACUUGCACACCCAGGUC
Messenger RNA from Ilyonectria robusta, 1494 nucleotides. RefSeq names its product S-adenosyl-L-methionine-dependent methyltransferase. Gene Ontology annotation, molecular function: methyltransferase activity. NCBI's taxonomy places the organism in Eukaryota, Fungi, Ascomycota, Sordariomycetes, Hypocreales, Nectriaceae. The record is from RefSeq and is a predicted model, not a curated record. Bases 231 to 1259 code for a protein of 342 amino acids. The transcript has 12 exons.